UAGAUGGUCAGGUUAGACCACUAAACAAAGAUUCUCAAUCAACCCUUGCUUGCUUCCUUUCUCUCUGCAACUCCAAUGGCAUUCCACAGAACCCCAAAGACCAAACCAAAACUGAGAUCCGCAAUACUCUUGCUCGUUCUCGCCAUUGCGCUCUUGUUCCUCCUUCCUUCCCUCAUUUCCACUAAUGGGUUGUCACUGCCUUCCUUUAGAGCCCUGGAAAUCGUUCUCAAACCCAAUAAUUGGACCCCACGGAAAAGAAUCCUCACGGGCCACGAGAAGUACUUGUACUGGGGUGACAGAAUCGACUGCCCCGGAAAGCACUGCGACUCCUGUGAGGGUCUGGGCCACCAGGAGUCCAGCCUCAGGUGUGCCCUCGAGGAAGCCAUGUUUCUCCAGAGAACGUUUGUCAUGCCUUCUAGGAUGUGUAUCAACCCAAUACAUAAUAAGAAAGGAAUCCUGCAUCACUCUGAUAAUGCAAGUUCAGAGGAAAGGUGGGCAGCCAGCUCAUGUGCCAUGGAUUCUUUGUAUGAUAUUGACCUCAUAUCUGAUACUGUACCAGUAAUUUUAGAUAAUUCAGAACUAUGGCAUCAGGUCCUCAGUACGAGUAUGAAGCUCGGAGCUAGGGGAAUUGCCCAUGUGGAAGGAGUUAGUCAUGCUGAUCUUAAAGAGAACAGUCAUUACUCAAAUCUCUUGCUCAUAAACCGAACUGCAAGCCCUCUUUCAUGGUUUAUGGAGUGCAAGGAUCGAAAUAACCAAAGUGCUAUAAUGCUGCCGCAUUCUUUUCUCCCUUCAAUGGUGGCAGAGAAAUUAAGAGAUGCUGCCGACAAGAUAAAGGCACUCCUUGGUGAUUAUGAUGCCAUCCAUGUUCGUCGUGGCGACAAGAUAAAGACGAGGAAGGACAGAUUUGGAGUUGAUAGGACUCUGCAUCCCCAUCUGGAUAGGGAUACACGUCCUGAGUUUAUCCUUCAAAGGAUUGCAAAAUGGGUUCCACCUGGAAGAACUAUUUUUAUUGCUUCAAAUGAAAGGACACCUGGAUUUUUUUCACCUCUCUCUGUAAGGUACAAAUUGGCAUAUUCAUCAAACUAUAGCCAGAUGUUGGAUCCCUUGAUUGAGAACAACUAUCAGUUGUUCAUGAUCGAGAGGCUAAUCAUGCGGGGUGCGAAAACAUUCAUUAGAACAUACAAGGAAGAUGAAACAGAUCUUAGCCUUACUGACGACCCAAAGAAGAACACUAAGACGUGGCAGAUACCUGUUUAUACCAUGGAUGAAGAGGGAAGCUGACAUGGGGUUCAUAAAUGGGGUGGUUCUCUGUUUUCUCCACACCUCAGUUCAUUCUUUCCACUCAAUUCUUUUAUGAUACGGACAGAAACUCAAAUAGAAAUCUCUUGACAUU
Messenger RNA from Juglans microcarpa x Juglans regia, 1393 nucleotides. RefSeq lists its product as uncharacterized. The coding region runs from base 76 to 1281 and encodes 401 amino acids. The record is from RefSeq and is a predicted model, not a curated record. Lineage: Eukaryota; Viridiplantae; Streptophyta; Magnoliopsida; Fagales; Juglandaceae. The transcript is spliced from 6 exons. Gene Ontology annotation, cellular component: Golgi apparatus.